AUGUGUGUUGGAUAUGAGCUCUCUGUCCCUGAUGGCCAAAACACCUUCUCCAUCUACCCGAUCGCCCUUCAUACUGUCCAGAGUGUUCCUUGGAACGUCACGACGCGCGGCUGCCAGUUUUUCCUGUACGCGAUUGGCUGUCGUGGUGAAGUGACAAUGGAGGGCUCAACGUGCACGGUGUGCUCCCACCUCUCGGACAAUACCCUGCUCAAGGGGAUCAUUCAACGCUUCACCGCUGGAGUGUCAGAGAACGCACCUUACCACUGGCAUGGAGCUGGCCAGCUGAUGACCAUGCUCCGACUCAAGGCACGUACUAUUGACGAAGGCCGGCUUCGCCAGCUCAAUAGCGCGAAGCGGCUCAUCAAUCUCGAGCGCGUUCUUGACGCCCAAAAGCAGACGCUGAUGGCUAUAGCAAGUAACCGUAUCCCAGCUAUCAACCGGGUUUUGUCAGCAGCGUUUCGACGAGGGAGUAGCAUAUACCAAGUCCUCCAGCAGGUCGAUAACGCAGCGCAAGGUGUCUACCAUCCCCGAGGAUACGAGGAUGAGGACUAUCUGCGUGGGCUUCUCUUUCUGCGCCUAGGUGGAGCACGAGUGGCAGAUAUGGCUCACCGUACCAUGGACACACCGGCAACUUCCACCCUUCGCAAGCACACUACGCUACCCCAGCUCCAGGCCUCCCCUGGUGUCCCGACAGCAGAGGAGGUUACGCAUAACCUCGAUGCAUCGCUUUCUGGGAUGCAUGAUGCGUUGGGAUCGCUUACUGGAAGUGGUGUUGGCCACGCUGUGCUGAUGUUCGACGAGUUGGCGGUUGAGAGGCGGCUGCGGUGGUGCGAUCGCACGAACUCGAUUUUGGGUGUUGCACGCGAAUCCUCGGCACAGGCAGGGCUUCAGUUCAAUACCAUGGCGGACGUGGACUGUUUGUUGGGAGAGAUCGAACGCGGGGAGGUAGACAUGGCCGUGGAGGCUACUGUAGGGGCUAUUGGCUUCUUGGGCAGUCACGACACAGCAGUCUACAGCGCACGCCCAUUUCUGUUGUCUGGCAGCUCGAAGCGUGAGACGGCAGAGGCCCAUGCAACAAUUCUUCAGACUUCACUCUCUGCUGUCCGUUCAAACACCCAUUGCCGUCGCAUCCGCAUUGUGAGUCUCGCAUCAGAUGGGGAGGCGCGGCGUGGGCGAGCGUUGGUUCUCCUCACGUUUAAGACCAGACUGGCGGAGUCAUCACCAAUUUUUCCGCUCUUGGCACCACUGCGUCUCAUGGACCUGCACGUUGGCAAUGAUGAUAUCACUGCUGAUAAAGACGCAAAGCAUAUUUUCAAGAACGCCCGAAGCGCAAUCUUUCGUAAGAAGGGAGUUACUGUGAAGGGUGUAUGGCUGAAAAAAGGGACUGUACGCGCUCAUUUGGAAGACGUUGGCCACUCACAAGAACAUCUUGACACUCUGUUUAACGUCGCUGACAAGCAGGAUGUUGCUGUUGCAUACCAGCUGCUCCGUGACAUAUGGAAACUACCUCCUGCUUCACCUGAGGCUUAUCUCCCCAGUUACUGCGAGACGCGUGAUGCGUUGCGUAUUUUCGGCCAGCUUUUCCGUCACCUUAUACUCCCUUAUACUUGUAUUGAUCUCAGUCUCUCGGAACAGUUGACGCACCUUAGUGCAGCAGCUCAUCUUGCCAUGGCUCUCUUCUCAUUCCCUGAUGCAGGCGGAAACUUCCUUCCUGUUCAGCUCUAUGUCAAUAUCAUGCUCAUGAUCAAGAACGUGUUCUUCACAGUUGCUAAGGCAAAAAUAGACUGUCCACUCGCUCCAUUCUAUCUAGUGCUACUGGGGACCGAUCGACUCGAGACUUUAUUUGGGAUUCUUCGCACCAUGGUCGGCAGUGAUGCAAACUUGGAUUUAUUACAGCUUAUCCUCAGAGUCACCGCUACUGUUGAGGUGUCUAACAUCUUUUCACGCUACCCGCAUUGGGAUAGAACCCCUCGACGCCUUCAUCUUCCUAUUCUCUCGCGUGACGAAGUUCCCGUACAAAAUGUAGACCACAUUGGACCACGCUCGUUUCGAGGAGAUCUGAAACCAGCCAACGUCACGCUGCUCACUUGCUGGAAAGCUGGUCGCCGCCAGAUUGAAGAUACCGAUGCAACCCUCUCUGAGCGUCUUGCCGCUAUUGACUCUACAGUGGAAAGCUCCAUCUUAGCCCCGAAUGGAACAUUGUUGAUCCAUCUUCCGGCUGCCACUGAUGCAGGCAUUGAUACUGAUGACGCAGAGGAAUGUGAGUACAGUGUAGGCCAACCCACACAGCCUGUGCCCACUGGCGGAGAUAGCAACUGUGAUGGGUUGUGCGAACUUGAGGAUGCCGCCGCAGAUGCGCAGUGGAGGCUAUCAGUGAACUCAUCAAGCGCGAUGAGAGUGGCAGUGCCUCAGUUCUCCAACAUGGUCGACAUUGAUGGCAAAGGCACGCUUGUUAGAAAGUCACGGGCACUUGCUGCACGUUUUGAGCACAAGAAGUCGGCACGAUCAACUGAUCGUCUCAGGCGGAUUGCCGGAGAAGAGAAGUACGCACCCAAGCUCACCUCGGUUUCUCAGCGUCUCCUGGAUGGCAAUGGAAACCGGGAGCUGCUGUCAAUAGGAAACCCUGUUGCCUCCCUGUUCCGAUGGAAUGAGAAGCUUUUCCUUGGUCUUGCCCAGGUUAACGACAUCCAGUUUAACUCCCAGCCCUGUGACGAGUUCCCCACUGAGCUUCUCGGUGAGGAUAGUGCCAAACUCUCCCUUCAGCUCAUCGGCUUGCGGCCAGCCACAGUAGAGGAUGAUCCUAGUCAGCGUUAUGACUGGAGGUCAGCUCCACUUCUGUCAAUUCACCUCUCAGAUGUGGCCGGACGCGUUAUCACUCCAGUUGACCCCAAGCUAGUUAUUCCUGGACUCGAGCAACAGUUCUUCCUCCUUGAUACUCCCACCCUUAUCUCGCUCACCUCCAGCCUCCAUGAUAAGCUUGUACCUCACCACGUCCACCACAUCGCUUCAGUGAGCCCACGCGCAUUCGAUUUCCCAUACAAGGAGCCUGCAGGUACUUCAUUUUCCAUUUUGAUGAUGUUUUACGAGUGA
This is a messenger RNA of Coniophora puteana RWD-64-598 SS2, 3090 nucleotides long. RefSeq lists its product as uncharacterized. The transcript has 3 exons. The record is from RefSeq and is a predicted model, not a curated record. Bases 1 to 3090 code for a protein of 1029 amino acids. Lineage: Eukaryota; Fungi; Basidiomycota; Agaricomycetes; Boletales; Coniophoraceae.